AUACAAAAUACAACACAAUCGAAUCGGUUUAAGCUGCCAAACAAUUGUUUCACAUUCGCUCUGAAAAUUUACUCAAUAUAUGUAGUUUGUUCCAAGUCAUAGAAAAUAGAAAAUAUGUCUCGCCAAAAGAAAACCAGUCUCUGGGAAUCUAGUGAUGAGAAAAUGGAUAUGAGAACCACAACACAAUUGAUGCUCGAAGAAGGUGCUAAACCGCAUCACACUGUAUGUUUGAUUGAACGGAAAUUGGUUAAUUUUCAAUCAUUCAACAUGGACGAUCCUCGAUAUGGAACCAUCGUUGUUGAAGAUGAAAUGGAACCUCCAUUGUUGACCAACUAUAUGCGUCAGUUCUCUCCCCCAUACCCAAUGGUUAGUAAGCCACGUCCCAGUGAGUCCGAAACAAAUGUGUCACCCGAUGCUCUGUUUAAUCGUAAGCCCAAAAACGAUUUUGAUCCGCAAACUGGCUUGGACUUCAAAUUUCUAGAUGAACAUAUGAAUAAUGUUACCGAGGAGCGUAAGAAAAUUAACUUUUUUAGGCAAUUGCGAAAUCAAUCUUUUUUUAAUUAUUAAAUUGAUUAUAUUAUAUCUAUGAAUUACAAUAUCGUUUGGUUGAGCAUAAACAAAAUCAUUUGAUGAUA
Drosophila willistoni is the source of this 635-nucleotide messenger RNA. RefSeq lists its product as uncharacterized. The coding region runs from base 115 to 567 and encodes 150 amino acids. Lineage: Eukaryota; Metazoa; Arthropoda; Insecta; Diptera; Drosophilidae. The transcript has 3 exons. The record is from RefSeq and is a predicted model, not a curated record.